AUGCAACAAGCUAUACGAACAGUGGACAUUGGACAAGCAUACUUGAUAGCGUACGUGAAACCUCUCACAGAGACUCUUACCUCUCUAAUAUCAGCCCAGAUAUCUGAGCUGCGCGAACAUCUCGACCAGGUGCCCGUAUCGCCCGACCCGGAUGACGAAGUGGCGAAUGAAGUACCCGGUCCGGAGCUGCUGUUUGGACGUAAUCUUCAUGCGACUAGAGAAGAGUUGCUCGCCGCUCUUCCUCUACGGCCAGAAGCGGAUCGACUCAUUGAUACAUUCUUCAUAUCAAUGGAAUCUCAUCCAAGUAUGUUCACUACCUCGAUUGAAGAGCGCCCACUGAUAUCUCCAGCCCUCAUCCACAAGCCAACCUUUCUCAAACAGCUAAUGAUCACACAGUACAAUGAGCUGUGGACACAACCAUUCGAAACUUCAACUAUGUGGUUGGGUGUUCUCUACGCUGCACUGGCACUUGGCUUUCGUUUCCAAGCCGGGGUGAACGCUCAUCAACCUGACGAUACUAGACUGGCUCCUGAUCUGGUGCAAAUCGGCUUUUAUCGCGAGAAGGCUGCGCAAUUCAUGUCGCUCGAUUUUACCACCUCUUCUCAAGCCGGACUGCCACGGACGAUCAUGCCGUCUACGUACGACACUCAAGAGCCUCGCAAUUUAAGUGAAGAUGACCUUCACGAAGAUAUGCUAGAACUACCACCGUCAAGGCCCGAAACUGAGUUGACGCAACUACUUUACUCCAUCGUUCUCACAAGGUUGCGAAGCGUGCAGGCCAGAAUUGUAGAUCUCGUCAAUGCUACAUCGCUGCCACCGUACGGAGAGAUCACCGAGAUGGACGCCACACUAAGAGAUGUCUUCGAAAAAAUACCACAGUCGCCCACAUCAAACACCUUCGACGAUCCUAAUACCAACUUAUCACCAGACUUCAUGCGCUACACGUAUUUGAACGUAGCCUUCUUGAAGGCCGAGCUUAUGUUGCAUCGACCCUACUUCGUCCUCGGCCGAACCGAUAGCAGAUAUGCAUACUCUCGCAGGGUCUGCUUGAACGCUGCUAUAGAGAUGCUUCGCUUUCAGAGCAAGCUUGACGCUGAGGUCCAACCAGGAGGGUGGCGUCUCUCUACCUUGAGCUUGUACAUGUCUUCCAUCAUUGCGCAAGACUUCUUACUCGCGACUACCGUCUUGGUAGUCGAACUUGAUGAAGGCCUCAUUGCUCCUAUCCCACCGGCUUCUGAGCCCAUGGAAAGCGGGGUGCAAUUGGACCAUGCGUCCCCAACGCAAGAAGAAAUCAUCGCGUCGUUGCGCUCCGCUUAUCACAUCUGGAUCAGGGCUAGCAAAAGAUCGCAGGAGGCACGGAAGGUUGCUACAGCCGUGAAGCUUGUUCUCUCUAAAGUUCACGGCAGUGGGAUUUUCGACACCGACAAUCUUGGAUUCGCUGUUCCCGACUCGGAUGCUUUUGACAUGGGCGAUAGUGCUUUUGGUCACCCGUUCGAUUUUGGCUUCAUGCCAAUGGAUCUGGACCAGUAUACCUUACCUCUCGAUUGGGGUGAUGCGUUUCCCAAUCUCCAGCCGCAGCCUCUUGGACAAUAUCCCCCAGGAUCGUUCUUCCAGCAGUAG
This is a messenger RNA of Alternaria triticimaculans, 1620 nucleotides long. RefSeq lists its product as uncharacterized. Bases 1 to 1620 code for a protein of 539 amino acids. NCBI's taxonomy places the organism in Eukaryota, Fungi, Ascomycota, Dothideomycetes, Pleosporales, Pleosporaceae. The record is from RefSeq and is a predicted model, not a curated record. Gene Ontology annotation, cellular component: nucleus. The transcript has 6 exons.